AUGUCAAGCCUCACACCAGAUCAGUUGGUCGAUAUACUGAACUCAUCGUCAGCUCUUGAGAGCAUCUUAGAUGGAAACAUGCCUAAAGCAAUCGAGAAUUCCUUGAACGAGCCAGCGUUGAGAGCAUUGGAGAUGUAUAGUUCUGGAAACCCAUUGCAAGAUCCACUACAUCAUAAUUUCGUCAGGGGAAUUGGCCCUGAGCUUCAAGAUUCUCACGUCAUCCGAACUGCCCAGGGACUCACAACUCCAGAGACCAUCAAACGAUAUUUCGACGGCAUCAUAUCGCAGCAUCCCAUGGACCUUCAAGAGAUGAUGGAAAACUCGGAAGCUGGUAAACUCACAGUCAUAUCGCAAGAUGGAAGUAUCGAGGUUUGGGGGAACGAUAAUAUGACAAAAGAAUUGAGUGUGGUAUUCCCGGACGAAACGAUAUAUAUUGAAAAGCGAGAAGACCCCGACGUCAUCUAUAGAGAGCUGGUAAAAUGGGGUUGCUCGUUGAUAACGACAACAGAACCAAAUGCUAUAAGUGUGGAGGUGACCAAAGAUGGCAAGAAGCUUUAUUCCGAUGGCAUGUCAAGUGGGAUCGCAUUUGUUCACAGUGAAGGAAUGGUGGGACAGAACAAAGUCACAUAUGAUUGGUCUACUUGUCCUGGGGUAUCGGUGGAUUCAAAAGAUGAACCAGAUGUGAAAGCGAAGUUGUCCAUGCAAGGUAAUCCGAUCUUGAGGUAUGAGAUGAUGGAGGGAAGGAGACGCUUUGUUUCAUAUAUCUUGGGCGAGCGAGGAGCUUCAUCCGGAACCUCCGGUGGGGACUGUUCAUCCGUAAACGGAAGCAACAUUCAACGAUCCGUACCAACCAAGAAGGCUGAGAAACCAGACAAGACUGAGUUAUCGUACCAAGAAUUAGAAGACGGUGGUGUUUUGGUCCAGACCCGCAAAAAAGGCGUCUCUGAUCCUGAAAUCACCUUGACCGACAAAGGGGGCGCACAAGACAUAAUAUUACAAUUGAAUGGAGGAAGUCUAGGAUACUUUACCAGACAGGAUGAUGGAGGAGUUGACACAUUGACUGUGUUGGUAGUGUAUGAUGACGAACAAGGCGUUCUUGCGGAAUGGAAAAUAGAUUCGACCAGAGGGGAAGGAGAGUCGGAUUCGGAAGUAGACGACGAAUUGGAAAGCCCUCAAGACCCUAGGAUUGACACAUAUCUAGGAGCAACAGACAGCAGCGCUACGAAAACUGCCUGGGAAGACAGUCUCGGAUUUGUGAUUCCGAAGGGGAGGCCGACCGUAGCCCUUGAUCGAAGUUCAAUCAUCCCGGUUACAACAGAUCUUGAGGCAUAUCUGAAAUUCGAUGGAACGCGACUGGCGAGGUGGGCUAAUGAGAUCGAGAUGUGA
Messenger RNA from Tremella mesenterica DSM 1558, 1386 nucleotides. RefSeq lists its product as uncharacterized. Bases 1 to 1386 code for a protein of 461 amino acids. Lineage: Eukaryota; Fungi; Basidiomycota; Tremellomycetes; Tremellales; Tremellaceae. The record is from RefSeq and is a predicted model, not a curated record. The transcript has a single exon.